CGGACUUAACGGCUAUCCCAAACACAUGCGGUAGGAACUGGGGAAAUGACGUGGCUAGCUUCUUUAGCAGAAACAAGGAGCUACCAUGAACGAACGCCUUGUUCUUUCAAUUACCUCUCCAUAAACUGUUCUGAUCGCUGCUUUGUUAGUUUGCUUUCAACCCUUUUUAGUUUACUUUCCAUGGAAUUGGGCCUUCAAUUUGGCCGUCCUCUGUUCCCAGCUGGUUUCAAAUGCCCACCGUCCAGAAGAACUCUUUUGGCGCGAAGUUCCAACGAUAGUCCUGGGUUUUCUUCCAAUGGCUCCGUCUCUGUCAAGCCUGCUAAAACUGUUCCAGGGAAGCCAGAGGCUGAUGUUGUUGUGAUUGGGAGUGGUAUUGGUGGGCUAUGUUGCGCGGGACUUCUUGCUAGAUACAACCAGGAUGUUCUCGUGUUAGAAAGCCACGAUCAGCCUGGUGGUGCUGCCCAUUCUUUUGAGAUUAAAGGCUACAAAUUUGAUUCUGGUCCAUCUUUAUUCUCUGGUUUUCAGUCAAGAGGUCCUCAGGCGAAUCCUCUUGCACAGGUCCUGGAUGCAUUGGGUGAGUCAGUUCCAUGUGCAAAGUAUGAUUCUUGGAUGGUAUACAUUCCUGAAGGUGAAUUCUUAUCACGCAUUGGCCCAACUGAAUUUUACAAGGACCUUGAAAAGUAUGCAAGUCAGAAUGCCGUGCAAGAGUGGAAAAAACUUCUUGAUGCAAUACUUCCAUUAUCUGCCGCUGCAAUGGCUCUGCCGCCUUUAUCGAUCAGAGGAGAUUUGGGUGUUCUUUCCACUGCUGCCACUAGAUAUGCCCCUUCCCUGCUGAAAUCAUUUGUAGAAAUGGGACCUCAGGGAGUUUUUGGUGCUUCUAAGCUCUUACGACCCUUCUCAGAAAUCAUGGACUCAUUGGAGCUGAAAGACCCUUUUAUUAGGAAUUGGGUGGACCUUCUGGCUUUCCUGCUUGCCGGGGUGAAAUCCAAUGGUAUACUUUCAGCAGAGAUGGUUUAUAUGUUUGCAGAAUGGUACAAGCCUGGUUGUACUCUGGAGUAUCCUCUUGAUGGAGGUGGAGCUAUUGUCGACGCUCUUGUUCGAGGAAUGGAAAAGUUUGGGGGACGGCUAUCUCUAGGAAGUCAUGUGGUGAAGAUCAUUGUUGAGAAUGGUAAAGCUACCGGAGUUAAGCUGAAAGGUGGUCAGUUUAUACGUGCUAAAAAGGCUGUUGUUAGCAAUGCAUCCAUGUGGGACACUUUGAACCUGCUGCCCAAGGAUCAACUACCAAAGUCAUACAUUGAUAGGAUUAAGACAACACAGCAAUGCGAAUCAUUCAUGCAUCUCCAUCUAGGCUUUGAUGCAGAGGAUCUGUGCGAGGAUUUGGGAAUCCAUCAUAUUGUUGUUAAUGACUGGGAUAGAGGAGUUGAUGCUGAUCAGAAUGUUGUCUUAAUAUCUGUACCUAGUGUACUUAGUCCCAAUCUGGCACCACGGGGGAAGCACAUUUUACAUGCUUACACACCAGGAACUGAACCAUUUGAAUUGUGGGAUGGCCUCGAUCGCAGAAGUCCAGAAUACAAAAAGCUUAAAGCUGAACGAUCGGAGGUAUUGUGGAGAGCUGUUGAACGAGCACUUGGCUCAGGUUUCAGCCGGGAGAAGUGUGAGGUGAAAAUGGUCGGAACUCCAUUGACACAUCAAAGGUUUUUAAGAAGGAACAGAGGAACUUAUGGACCAGCUAUACAAGCCGGACAAGACACUUUUCCAGGACAUUCGACCCCCAUCCCACAGCUUUACUGCUGUGGAGAUUCUACUUUUCCAGGCAUUGGAGUCCCUGCAGUUGCUGCUAGCGGUGCCAUUGUUGCCAAUUCGUUAGUUUCCGUUUCACAACACUCCCAGCUUCUUGAUGCCAUUGGAAUUUGAACCCCAUCGGUGAGUUUUGAUUAUACCCUUUGGAAACCAUAUCCUUUCAGCCUAAUCAUUACUGUACAUAAGCAACAUGGAAAUUGGAAAGGAACCCAGUUUUUGUUUCUUUAAUUUACAACCAAAAUCUUAUGUUUCAUGAUGUUUGAAUCUCUGAUAACCUGUCUGAGUGCAGUGUUAUUACAACAAAAUUUAGAGGCCUUUUCCACUCAUUCU
Messenger RNA from Theobroma cacao (cacao), 2130 nucleotides. The record is from RefSeq and is a predicted model, not a curated record. Lineage: Eukaryota; Viridiplantae; Streptophyta; Magnoliopsida; Malvales; Malvaceae.